This is a messenger RNA of Lactuca virosa, 492 nucleotides long. NCBI's taxonomy places the organism in Eukaryota, Viridiplantae, Streptophyta, Magnoliopsida, Asterales, Asteraceae. The record is from the annotation of a GenBank genome assembly.
AUGAAGCAAUCAAGAAAAUCAGCCAAAUUCGCUUUUCAAGGAUUAAAAGAGUUGGUUAAGUUUGGAAAAUUUGCAGAGACAGAAGGUAUCCAAGCUUCUAGUACUCCAAUUGCUUUAGUGGAAGAAGAACAAAAGACACAGCCAAGGUCAAAUAUCAGUAGUUCGGUUGAAGUCCCUGAUGAUGAUGAUGAUAACAAUGAUGAUGAUGAUGAUGAUGAUGAUGACUCCAAUGAUGUUGAUGAUAUGAGUUUUCCUUUGUUUGUUCCACCGAAGGAGCCAGUCAAUGAAGUCGUGAUUACCACGGCUGAGACAGAGACUGAAUUCAAUAUUUUCAGGCAACCAAAUAUUCCAACGCCCGAACAGAUGGAUGCACUUAUAAAAGAACUACAUUCUACUGCAAGGAAGCCUCCCCAAUCAGUUCCUGUUACUGUUGAAUCUCCAUCUGAGAGUGCUAAAGAAGAACCAAAUGCCUCCCAGAUUCCAAGGAAGUGA